CGGGGGCGGGGGCGGCCGCGGGCCGGGCCGCCGCUCCGAGGAGAAGGCGCGCACGGCGCCCCCCGCCCCCCGCCCCGCGCGCCCUGCCGAGCGCCGCAGCGAUGAAUUCCGCGGAGCAGACCGUUACGUGGCUCAUCACCCUGGGCGUGCUGGAGUCGCCCAAGAAAACCAUCUCGGACCCCGAGGGCUUUCUGCAGGCGUCGCUCAAGGAUGGGGUGGUCCUCUGCCGGCUGCUGGAACGCCUGCUUCCCGGCACCAUCGAGAAAGUCUACCCGGAGCCUCGGAGCGAGAGCGAGUGCCUGAGCAACAUCCGCGAGUUCCUGCGCGGCUGCGGGGCCUCCCUGCGCCUGGAGACGUUUGACGCGAAUGAUCUGUACCAGGGGCAGAACUUUAGCAAGGUCCUCAGCUCCUUGGUGACUCUGAAUAAAGUAACAGCAGACAUCGGGCUCGGGAGUGAUUCUGUGUGCACGCGGCCCUCAUCUCACAGGAUCAAGUCCUUCGACUCCCUCGGAUCGCAGUCUUCACACAGUCGGACUUCGAAAUUGUUCCAGGGCCAGUAUCGGAGUUUGGACAUGACUGAUAAUAGCGGCAAUCAGCUGGUUGUACGGGCAAAGUUUAAUUUCCAGCAGACCAACGAAGAUGAACUGUCCUUUACGAAGGGAGAUGUCAUCCAUGUCACGCGUGUGGAGGAAGGCGGCUGGUGGGAGGGCACGCUCAGCGGCAGGACAGGCUGGUUCCCCAGCAACUACGUGCGCGAGGUCAAGCCCAGUGAAAAGCCAGUGUCUCCCAAAUCAGGAACGCUGAAAAGCCCUCCCACAGGAUUUGAUGCAACUGCCAUUAACAAAAGCUACUACAAUGCGGUGCUACAGAAUAUUUUAGAAACAGAAAAUGAAUAUUCUAAAGAACUUCAGACCAUGCUGUCCACCUAUCUCCGGCCGUUACAGACCAGUGAGAAGUUAAGUCCAGCCAACACUUCAUCUUUACUGGGCAACCUGGAGGAGAUCUGUUCUUUCCAGCAGGUGCUUGUGCAGUCCUUAGAAGAAUGCACCAAGGUGCCUGAGGCUCAGCAGCGGGUUGGAGGCUGCUUCCUCACGCUGAUGCCCCAGAUGAAGCACCUGUAUGUCACCUACUGUGCCAACCACCCCUCGGCAGUGAGCGUCCUCACGGAACACAGUGAGGACCUGGGGGAGUUCAUGGAGAUGAAAGGUGCCAACAGUCCGGGCAUCCUCGUAUUGACCACAGGCCUCAGCAAGCCCUUUAUGCGUCUCGACAAGUACCCCACGCUGCUCAAGGAGUUGGAAAGACACAUGGAGGACUACCAUCCCGACAGACAAGACAUCCAGAAGUCUAUGACUGCCUUCCGGAACCUGUCUGCCCAGUGUCAGGAAGUGCGGAAGAGGAAGGAGCUGGAGUCGCAGAUCCUGACGGAAGCCGUCCGGAACUGGGAGGGGGACGACAUCAAGACGCUGGGCAGUGUGCUCUACCUGUCCCAGGUCACCAUGCAGUGUGCAGGCAGUGAGGAGAAGAGUGAGCGGUACCUGCUGCUUUUCCCUAACACCUUGCUGAUGCUGUCGGCCAGCCCCAGGAUGAGUGGCUUCAUCUACCAGGGAAAGCUGCCCACCACGGGAAUGACCGUCACAAAACUGGAGGACAGUGAGAGUCACAGGAACGCGUUUGAAAUAUCAGGUAGCAUGAUCGAGCGGAUCGUCGUGUCGUGUGGCAGCCAGCAGGACCUGCACGAGUGGGUGGAACACCUGCACCGGCUGACCAAGACGGCACCUGUCGGCAACCCCACCAUCAAACCCCACUCGGUGCCGUCCCACACCCUCCCUUCCCACCCGAUGACUCCAUCCGGCAAGCACGCGGACAGCAAGCCGGUGCCGCUGGCACCUGCCUACCACACACUGCCCCACCCCUCCCACCAUGGCACCCCACACACCACCAUCAACUGGGGACCCCUGGAGCCUCCAAAAACGCCCAAGCCAUGGAGCCUGAGCUGCCUGCGGCCUGCCCCACCCCUCCGGCCCUCGGCGGCCCUCUGCUACAAGGAGGACCUUAGCAAGAGCCCCAAGACCAUGAAGAAACUCCUGCCGAAGCGCAAGCCGGAGCGGAAGCCUUCCGAUGAAGAGUUUGCCUUGCGGAAAAGCACCGCCGCCCUAGAGGAGGAUGCACAGAUCCUCAAAGUCAUUGAAGCUUACUGCACAAGCGCCAAGACACGGCAGACGCUGAAUUCCACUUGGCAAGGCACUGACCUGAUGCAUAAUCACGUCUUGGCUGAUGAUGACCAGCCCAGUCUAGACUCGUUGGGCCGUCGCAGCAGCCUUUCUCGUUUGGAGCCCUCAGACCUCCCGGACGACCCUGAGUAUGACAGUAUAUGGACAGCCCAUAGUUACAGGAUGGGUCCAGCAUCUCGUUCCCGCAAGGAGUCUGCCCCACAGGUCUUGUUGCCAGAGGAAGAGAAGAUUAUAGUCGAAGAGACUAAGAGCAACGGCCAGACAGUGAUAGAAGAGAAGAGCCUUGUCGACACCGUGUAUGCAUUGAAGGAUGAGGUCCAGGAGCUGCGGCAGGACAACAAGAAGAUGAAGAAGUCCUUGGAGGAGGAGCAGCGGGCCCGCAAGGAGCUGGAGAGGCUGGUGCGCAAGGUGCUCAAGACGCUCAAUGACCCGGCCUGGGACGAGACCAACCUGUGAGGCUGCUCAGUGGGGCUGCCGGGCUGGCGUGGUCCAGGUCAGCCGGCGGAC
Ochotona princeps (American pika) is the source of this 2741-nucleotide messenger RNA. RefSeq names its product Rho guanine nucleotide exchange factor 7 (gene ARHGEF7). NCBI's taxonomy places the organism in Eukaryota, Metazoa, Chordata, Mammalia, Lagomorpha, Ochotonidae. The coding region runs from base 102 to 2690 and encodes 862 amino acids. The record is from RefSeq and is a predicted model, not a curated record. Gene Ontology annotation, biological process: intracellular signal transduction. The transcript is spliced from 22 exons. Gene Ontology annotation, molecular function: guanyl-nucleotide exchange factor activity; protein binding.